AUGAAUUCAUUUCAGAGUAUCACAUUUAGAUCAUACUCAAAAUCUUCUGGAUGGAGUGACUGGGUCAAGGUGGGAACCAUAUCCGGAAAGCCUGAUUCGAAUGAUGCUCUUACGAGUCUGCAGUUUAAGUACACCGGCGUGGGUAAGCUCGACAUUCAAACAUACUUGGAGAGCAAAGAAUGGGUCCAAGCUUCUUCGGACGGUUCGAUUUGUGGAGAUACCCAAUGUGAAAAGAUUAUACAUGCCCUACGAAUGAGCUUAAAGAAUGCUGUUGGUUAUCAUGUUUUUUACCGCGUGUGUUUCGAAGAUGGAAACUGGACCCACUGGAAGCGUGAUGGAGAUAUGGUUGGAGAUACAGCGUGCCAGCACUAUAUUGUCGCUUUAGAUGUACGUUUUGCUAUGGAUGAACCUCAUCUUCAAUAUCGCCUUUAUAUUUUUAACGUUGGAUGGACAAAUUUCGUAGGAGACAAUCAGGUCGCCGGACUCGAAGGCAAGGGACAGCGGGCCGAAGCGCUUUAUAUUCAUUACACGGGUCCUGGGCGUAUUAUGCUGCGUUGUCAUGUGCAGAACUAUGGCUGGAUGUCUGACGUGCAAAACGACAUGGUUGGAGGCACGCAAGGGAAGGGUCUUCGUCUGGAAGCCAUUCAGCUGCGCUUGGUGGAAGCGGAGGGUUAUCACAUUUACUACAGCGUUUGUGUGAAGGGAAUGGGCUGGCAGCCGUGGGUGAAGGACGGAGAGACAGCCGGAACCGAGGGCAAAUCGACUCCCCUUGAAGCCCUGCGAAUUCGAAUUGCAUUGUAA
This is a messenger RNA of Blastocystis hominis, 801 nucleotides long. RefSeq lists its product as hypothetical. The transcript has a single exon. NCBI's taxonomy places the organism in Eukaryota, Bigyra, Opalinata, Blastocystidae. The coding region runs from base 1 to 801 and encodes 266 amino acids. The record is from RefSeq and is a predicted model, not a curated record.